AUGAACUUCAUCGCAGGAGUCAUGCUUUGCGUAUUCCGGUCCGGCGGAAACAGCGACACAGCCUCAGACUCGUCAGUGACCCCGGCUCGUGCCGUGCUCAAUUUCCAGGCCGCGGAGCCCAUUGCAUACCACUGCGUGUUGUCCAUGCUUCUACGGCACGGGAUGAACCAGUACUUUGGCGACGGCUUUCCAAAGCUGCGCCUGAGCGCACUUCAGUUCGACUGUUUGCUAGAG
Symbiodinium necroappetens is the source of this 234-nucleotide messenger RNA. NCBI's taxonomy places the organism in Eukaryota, Dinophyceae, Suessiales, Symbiodiniaceae. The record is from the annotation of a GenBank genome assembly.